This is a messenger RNA of Eleginops maclovinus (Patagonian blennie), 2877 nucleotides long. RefSeq names its product tubulin beta chain. Bases 74 to 1408 code for a protein of 444 amino acids. Gene Ontology annotation, molecular function: structural constituent of cytoskeleton; GTP binding; GTPase activity. Gene Ontology annotation, cellular component: microtubule; cytoplasm. The record is from RefSeq and is a predicted model, not a curated record. Gene Ontology annotation, biological process: mitotic cell cycle; microtubule cytoskeleton organization. NCBI's taxonomy places the organism in Eukaryota, Metazoa, Chordata, Actinopteri, Perciformes, Eleginopidae. The transcript has 5 exons.
UGUCAGUCAGUGGGUCAGCAGCACCUCUCUAUCUCUGCCAACUCUUUACUCUCAUCACCAACUUACAUCCAUCAUGAGGGAAAUUGUGCACAUCCAGGCCGGCCAGUGCGGGAACCAGAUUGGUGCAAAGUUCUGGGAGGUGAUCAGUGAUGAGCAUGGCAUCGACCCGACAGGAACCUACCAUGGAGACAGCGACCUUCAGCUGGACAGGAUCAGUGUGUAUUACAACGAGGCCACUGGUGGGAAGUAUGUGCCCAGAGCCAUCCUUGUGGACCUGGAACCAGGCACCAUGGACUCGGUCCGCUCCGGACCUUUUGGACAGAUCUUCAGACCUGACAAUUUUGUCUUUGGUCAAAGUGGAGCAGGAAACAACUGGGCCAAAGGUCACUACACGGAGGGGGCAGAGCUGGUGGAUUCGGUCCUGGAUGUGGUGAGGAAGGAGGCGGAGAGCUGCGAGUGUCUGCAGGGAUUCCAGCUCACACACUCCCUGGGGGGUGGCACCGGCUCCGGCAUGGGCACCCUGCUCAUCAGCAAGAUCAGGGAGGAGUACCCGGACCGCAUCAUGAACACCUUCAGCGUGGUGCCCUCUCCUAAGGUGUCGGACACGGUGGUGGAGCCGUACAACGCCACGCUGUCAGUCCACCAGCUGGUAGAGAACACAGAUGAGACAUACUGCAUAGACAACGAAGCCCUUUAUGACAUUUGCUUCCGCACCCUCAAACUCACCACCCCCACUUACGGCGACCUCAACCACCUGGUGUCAGCCACCAUGAGCGGCGUCACCACCUGCCUGCGUUUCCCCGGCCAGCUAAACGCCGAUCUGAGGAAACUGGCCGUCAACAUGGUGCCCUUCCCGCGUCUCCACUUCUUCAUGCCCGGCUUUGCCCCUCUGACCAGCAGGGGGAGCCAGCAGUACCGCGCCCUGACUGUGCCCGAGCUCACCCAGCAGGUGUUCGACGCCAAAAACAUGAUGGCCGCCUGCGACCCUCGCCACGGACGCUACCUGACCGUGGCCGCUGUGUUCCGAGGCCGCAUGUCCAUGAAGGAGGUCGACGAGCAGAUGCUGAACGUGCAGAACAAGAACAGUAGCUACUUCGUGGAGUGGAUCCCAAACAAUGUAAAGACGGCCGUCUGCGACAUUCCGCCGCGCGGCCUCAAGAUGGCCGUCACCUUCAUCGGCAACAGCACGGCCAUCCAGGAGCUGUUCAAACGCAUCUCCGAGCAGUUCACCGCCAUGUUCCGACGCAAGGCCUUCCUCCACUGGUACACCGGUGAGGGCAUGGACGAGAUGGAGUUCACCGAGGCGGAGAGCAACAUGAACGACCUGGUCUCCGAGUACCAGCAGUACCAGGACGCCACGGCCGAGGAAGAGGGAGACUUUGAGGAAGAAGUGGAGGAAGAUGCCUAAAAAAGUAACACAUAUGAGCUGAAAAAGAGUUGAAGUCAAUUACCAAAAAGUAAAACAUGAUGGGAAAAGAGUUGUUAAAGAAUUUAGCAGAUUGGAUAGAAAGGACAGGGGUCUGAAUUGGACAAUGGAGGGAUGGAAUACAUGAGUAAUGUGACACCAAGUUGACCUAGCCCCCAACAUCUUUUUAUGUAUGCUUAAUUCUUGUUUUCUAGCAAAUGAACAAAUCAGAAGCACUUCCUCUAUGUCACUUUCAUCACGUAAGAAUAUAUAUGACCGUUUCCUGGAAAAAAAACACUAGGAAAAAAAAUCGGAAUCAUUGGGGCUUUAUAUUGAAAAAGUCCACCAUGAAGAAAUGUAUUAAAUGCUUAAAUGUUUUAUUCAAAAUACUAUAUUGCACUAAACUCAUUCACACUCCAAACAAGGCUAAUCAAAUGACAUUACUUCUUGCAAGAGAAACAUAAUUGUGCACUCAUUUGAAAAACUAGUUUUAUUCCAGGCUUAAAGCAUUUAAACGUUAGUGAAGUCUACAAAUGUCAGUUUUAGAAUCUCGAUGACUGUAGCUUAGGCUGUGUUGGGGAAACCAGGCCUGUAACCAUGUGUGUGAGCCUCAGAAAUGUGAAAUCAUGCCAUUAUCAGUAUUUAUUGAUUUUAUGAGUUCCUUACUAUCGUCGUUAUUUAGCUUAGAAGAUGCACUUUAGAGAUAUUAGCUAGCAGAGGUUUCCUCCCUCAGGCCUGAACUGUAGGCAAAUUGACAACAACAUUAACUUGUAUGGAGGAGUAAAAAACAUUUCUCAUUUUAUUUCAUUUAGUAGGCCUAAACAUAAAUGUAAUGGAUAUCAUUACGAUAUUUGGAACAAUUGUUUCAGAGUCAGCAGCCAAUUCAACAAACAAAAAUAAUUUUCAAUUCUCAAAAUUGUCACUGAGACUAAAGGUCUGUUUGAUGGAAAAACAAUUGUCUUAAAUAUGCACUUUCACUGUUUUAAUGCAACAGUAGUAGCAGCAGGAUUGUUCUCAGAUGCCAGCCAAUGUCAUGAGGAGGAUCACACUCUGUGGGUGUCCUGAAGCUAGGCCAAGGAAAGCAUGUAAUGCUAGGAUUUUACAGUGAAAUGUAUUCUCUUUAUUUGAAAGUCCUUUUAAGAUUUUAAGUAUUAAGGCAUCUUGCAAAACAUGCCAAAAUGAAAUGCCUGGUUUCUUUUCUCCUUCUCCUUUUAUGAAAAUGAACCAAUUUGGAGAUGAAUAUUACAUUACAUUCCUGUGACGUAGUGCACAACUGAACAUUUGUGAUAAAUGUUGACACUACUACAGUAUGCAAAUCAAUCAGAAUUAAUUUUUGUCAGUGUGUGAUCCUCAAUCAUGUUGUUUUUAAGUCUGUUUAAUGCUCUAUUGUUUUUCAGUAGCUUUUUUAUUUCCUGUAGUGAACAGUUUGUAACCCAGUGACUGUGAACAUUUGCGAAAAAUAAAGAGGCGUU